Salpingoeca rosetta is the source of this 1947-nucleotide messenger RNA. Its product is annotated as ornithine decarboxylase. The record is from RefSeq and is a predicted model, not a curated record. Lineage: Eukaryota; Choanoflagellata; Craspedida; Salpingoecidae. Gene Ontology annotation, cellular component: cytoplasm. The coding region runs from base 1 to 1947 and encodes 648 amino acids. The transcript has 2 exons. Gene Ontology annotation, molecular function: ornithine decarboxylase activity.
AUGAAGUUUGACCAUGCCGGCAAAGUGCAGCAGGUGCACCCUGUUGCGGGCAUGAACGUUGCCGCUCGCAAGAAGGCAUGCCGUGAAAUCAUCGAGGCCAACCGCACAUGCGGCGAGGCUUUCUUCCUCACCGACCUGCACGACAUCUGGUGCAAGCACAGGACAUGGCAGGCCAUGUUGCCUCGCAUCGAGCCUUUCUAUGCCAUCAAGUGCAACAGCGAUCCCGUCAUCCUCAAGGCCCUCGCUGCCCUCAACCUUGGCUUCGACUGCGCCUCUGCAAAAGAGAUUCAGGCCAUGCUGGACCUGGGCGUGGCCCCAGACCGCAUCAUCUUCGCCAACCCAUGCAAGGCCCUGUCCCACUUGCUCUAUGCCAAGGAGAAGGGUGUUAAGCUCAUGACCUUUGACAACGAGAACGAGCUGCUCAAAUGCGCCGAGCACUUUCCCUCCGCACGGCUGGUGCUGCGUGUGUUGGCGGACGACUCCAAGGCGGUGUGCCGACUGGGCCUCAAGUACGGCGCACGCCCCUCCUGUACGCUGCGGCUGCUGCAGUUGGCACGAACCCUGCACCUCAAUGUUGUGGGCGUCAGCUUUCACGUCGGCUCCGGCUCCACAGAUGCGUCCGCCUUUGCCGAUGCCGUGUACCGCGCACGUGCCGUGUUUGACCAGGCGCUGUCCCUCGGGUUCCGCCCAACGCUGCUCGAUGUUGGCGGCGGAUUCCCGGGUACAACGUACACCAGCGCCAUCUCCUUUGAUGCCAUUGCCUCGUGCCUCACCCGCGCCGUGGACGAGUGCUUCCCGCCGUCCUGCGGUGUGCGCGUGAUUGCAGAGCCAGGCCGCUUCUACGUUGCGUCGGCGUGCUGCCUCGCCGUCUCCGUCAUUGGCAAACGCACCCCACACGAGGUCGCUGGCGACCACAACAACAACAACAGGCGUGCCAUCGACACAACCGGGAAUGGACACGGUAGCUCAGCCCGAUGCCACGAUGUGCCUGCUGCUGCUCCUCGUGUUGUCGGUGGCUGUGACGCUGGCGAUGACCGUGCCGAUGCUGCUCACGCCACACCGCGCGCCAGCGGCAUGCGUGAUAUGGACAGCAGCGCGACCAGCAGUGGCAGCAGCAGUGACAGUGAUGGCGAAGACGAAGGAGACGAAGAUGAUAGUGUCCUGCUGGGUGCAACGGGUCGCGGCACAACACGAGUGGAGUGCACACGCGCUGACGGCAGCGACGGCACCAUUCUUGCAGCGAAAGCGCGACCAGGAGAGCGACACAACAAGGGCCGCGAGCGUGCUGUGAGCAUGCGGGCGCCCCGUCAGGAGUCACCACCAUCGCCAACAACGCCGUCACUCUCGGCCUCCACCUCCUGCCCAGCAUCGCGCCCCUGCUCACCGACUCGUCACUAUCAGCAGCACCAGGUGCAGGAGCAGGAGCAGCAACACGAUUCGCUUGAGCACGACCAAGACAAGCAGUCGCUCAUGCUGUAUGUGAAUGAUGGGGUGUACGGGUCGUUCAACUGCAUCCUGUUUGACCACGCGGUUGUGCGUGGAGAGGUGCUGCUGAGCCGGUGCGAUGUGCAGCGCGCCCCGCCGCUCACCUGCAGUAUCUGGGGGCCGACCUGCGACUCCAUGGACUGCAUUGAGAAGCGUGCUUCCCUGCCGGAGCUGGAGGUUGGCGACUGGCUCUUCUACCCCGAUAUGGGCGCAUACACGUCGUGCGCUGCCAGCACCUUCAACGGCUUUGACAAGCCCAUGCAGUUCUACACGUUCAGCGCGGACGCGAGCUUUGAUGCGACGCAGCACCUGCCCGCCUCGUUUCCGUCCUUUGUGUUCCCGCUGCUUGGUGACAGUGGUGGUCAUCAUGCUGUCAACGAUCACCAUCGUCAUCACGACUCCACCGCAGCAGCAGAGAUGAACGACUGCCGCCUCGCUGUCGCGGCCGAUAUCAGCGCGUGA